Messenger RNA from Amphiprion ocellaris (clown anemonefish), 772 nucleotides. RefSeq names its product histone H2B 1/2-like. Bases 47 to 601 code for a protein of 184 amino acids. Gene Ontology annotation, cellular component: nucleosome. The record is from RefSeq and is a predicted model, not a curated record. Lineage: Eukaryota; Metazoa; Chordata; Actinopteri; Pomacentridae. Gene Ontology annotation, molecular function: DNA binding; structural constituent of chromatin; protein heterodimerization activity. The transcript is spliced from 2 exons.
GUUGAGACCAGCAGGAAGUUAGAGUUUGAACCCAAGUUAAAGCAGAAUGCCGGAACAAACCAAGGCAGCGCCCAAGAAGGGCUCGAAGAAGGCGGCGUCCAAAGCCAGCAAGAGCGGCAGGAAGAGGAAGAGAACCAGGAAGCAGAGCUACGCCAUCUACGUGUACAAGGUGCUGAAGCAGGUCCAUCCCGACACCGGCAUCUCCUCCAAGGCCAUGAGCAUCAUGAACUCGUUCGUCACCGACAUCUUCGAGCGGAUCGCCGGCGAGGCCUCCCGCCUGGCUCUCUACAACAAGCGCUCCACCAUCACCUCCAGGGAGAUCCAGACCGCCGUCAGGCUGCUGCUGCCCGGUGAGCUGGCCAAGCACGCCGUGUCCGAGGGCACCAAGGCCGUCACCAAGUACACCAGCUCCAAUGUCCCUGAUCCCAGAGCUGGAUGCUUCAGAUCUGUGGUGGUUCUCCCACCAACUGGCCUAAUCUCCAUCUGUGGCAUGCUGCUGCUGCUGACCUUCCUCCAGCCCACUGCUUCCAGCUGCCCAUUUCCAUCAAUCUACUCUGCAUCACCCUCACUAUACUUGAUUUGCUCGUCUACAUAUUUUUGAAUUUACCACCAGCUAUAUAUGUAGUAUAUUUAUGCCAGAGCCAUACACCAUAGCAGGAAACUAUGAAUCAGUUUACAUGUUAGCUGCUACUUUGUAUGUAUUGUAUGUAUGUAUAUUGUAUGUAAUUUUACUACCAGCACAUUAUUAAACUGAUCAGCUGAUUUCUACGCA